AGAUGAAUGGUAUACUGAAUGACGAAGGUCUACUGGAUAUAAGGUGCAUUAAGUUAUUCAACUGUUGGUUUACGAUACUUUAGAUGUUUCGAAGAUGUGGAUAGAAAGGGCUGUAAAACUGAUUUUAUAUAUAUUGCAAAGAAAAUGAUCAAUAUUCUGUAUGUACAGUAUAAUGCAGCGUAAAUAUUUAUUUAUGGCGAUUUAUCAUUUUAGUAUUCAACCCAACAAAAACGGACAAUUCGGUUUAAAUUUUAAGGUAAAAAUACAAUUUUUAUCAUCGGUCAGUGACCUUCAUCAAAAUUUUAUGUAUAUAUUUCUUCUGGUUAUUUUUUAACAGGGAGGUGCUGAGCAAAAACUGAAACCAAUUAUCACUCAAAUAGCACCAAACUCACCGGUAAUGUAUUCUAAAUCACAUGCAGCUUCUACAGUUCAGCACAAAAUGAAUUAGUCAUUCCGGUGAGGAGACUGCGACCGAGUAUUCAAAGUAACAAUACAAGGAAAGCUCAAAAUUAGUAAUAGGCAUACAAAGUUUGACCACAUCUGAACUCACUUACAACAAAUUGCGAAAUAAUGUAUUUUAUUUUAGUGCCUUAAUGUAUCCAAAUGUAGUCAAACUCUGCAUGUGUACCUACAAAUUUUACUGCUUUUACAUUGGUAAAGUUUAUUUCUUGAUUUUGUUACUUUUAAUGUAGCCCCGUGGGUCCCAUUCCUCAUUAACUUCGGAAUGUCGAACUGACACAAACUAAUGCUCAACCAGUGUGGAGAUCUAUCGUUAUAAGACCCCAUCUCUCAAACUAUAACAGAAAGAAAAACAAAACCUUCUUGACAUUUCGAGAGGUCUUUGUCAGGAGAGUUAGUAGGACUAUAAUAACAUUCCCAAGCUGACGAAAAGUAUUACCAAAAAGUUGUUUAUACUAAUUCUACAAAAUCGCUAAGUGUAAAGAAUUUGAUGAUCCAGCUUUCAAAGAGAAAACUUUACCUUCAAAACUUUAGCCUGUUUUUUUUCGUUUUUACCAGGCAAGUAUUUGUGACCCACAGCUGCAGGAAGGCGACGAAAUUGUAUAUAUUAACGGAAGAAAAGCAGAACAACUUAGUCAUGAACAGGUAAUAUAGUAGCUAGCACUCUUAUAUUGGUAUAGGUGUUGUUAUAGGACUUCGUAUAUCAUUCAGAAAUUUAAUAGACAGUGCUUUUUUAUAGAUCUGUUGUCUCAUUCGAUCAAUCGGUCAAUCCGCAACAAACAAAACUUUAACUUUAUCUGUCCGGCCAUUUGGUAAGUAUGGUAUAUCAACAAUCGCUUAUUUUAGUAAGCAUAUAAGGGCCUAUACAGACCGGACGCGAUUCGGCAACGCGACGCGAAUUUUCAAUUUUCAAUGACAUUUAACUUUAAUAUUUUUCUAUGUUUUUCAAAUAUUCGUAAUCACUUAAGCGAUUUUAACUAUUUGGUCUGCAUAUAUUGUAAAAUUUUUAUCCGUUCACGGUUUUAUUUGUUUUUAAAAACUGAAAAUUCGCGUCGCGUUGCCGAAUCGCGUUCGAUCUGUGUGGGCCUUAAUGGUCCGUUUACACUUGCAAUAUUUGCUGCGAUUUCUAGUACGUCGUUUUUUCUUCUAAUGGAUGUGAACGAGUGCAUGCAUGAGCUUUGAAAGUUGAGAUGAAGAUACAUACACAGUAUACUGAGAACAUUCAUAACUCAUCUACUCGUUCACAUCCAUCAGAAAGAAAAAUCGCACUAUAGAAAACGGAGCAAAAAUUGCAAGUGUAAAGGAGCCUUAAUGAAGAAGUUGACACGCAGCAAGCAAAUUGAACUACAUCAUUCAGUUCUAUUUUUUGCCUAAAACAUUACUCUAUAUAUGGAUAUGCUGUAAUGAAUAUAUAACAUUAUUUCCUUACUGUGAUAACUGACAGUUGACCAAUACACUGCAUGUAUCUGCUGCCACGACAGUGCCUGCAGGUGAAACUCACCCACAUGUUAUACAUUUGUGCAUGUGUACAAUUCGAAAGCAUGAUUUUAUAUACUUUUAUACUUCUGCAGCAACGUUUAUUUGUUGUACUUUUUGGGCCAUGGAGGUGUGCAUGUUUUUGUACGCCCUUUUUGUGUUGCCAUACACUAAGUUGGGUAAUCUCUGUACAUGCAUGGUAUAGUAAUGAUGCGCGUUGGCCGAGAGUAACAGGAAUCAGUGAAAAGUGCACCAAUGCAUCUAAAUUAUGCAGCCAUGCAUGCAAACGUGUAAAUUGAGCAAACUAGAGUAUAGCACUGUAUUGUAGGUAAUAGAGAGGUUAAGCAUGGUUUGCUUGAGCUCCCUAUAAAUUAUAGUAAGAAAUUAAAUGUUUCUAUGUAGCUAGAAGUUUGCCCAAAUGUUUUAACGAAAAUAUGUGACACACUUUCUCUCGCAUUGUAACGCAGUUAAAAAAGGACUUAUAGUGUUAAAUGUAAUUACCCAAUACCCAGUUUAACAUACCUAAACCGUUAUUCCUAAACAUUAUUUUGAUCAUUUGUUGCUAGGGAGCAUAGAGAAUCAUGAAAUUAAGAAUUCUGAAAUGAAGAAUUCCCCAAACCAUGGUAUAUCUUCACAACUGCUGACUUCUAUGGCGCAGAUUAAACAGGUAAAUGUUAUACUAACUAUAUAUAGUACAUUGAUUAUUGAUAUUCUGCAUGCAGAUUGUACAUUUAUAGAUUCUUUAAUUAGCAACAUCGUGACAAGCUGGAUUAGGGCGCCAUACCUCUCCCAACGCUUUCUAAGGUAAUGGCAAUAAUAUUUGGCUGCUGAUGAAGAAUUAAGUUGCAGAAAUAUUUGUAUCUCGGGGAGGGCGGUAUUAGAUUUAUUGAAAUUGGUGUUAGCCUCAAAAUAUGGUAAAAGAUCAAAAGAAAAAUUGACGAGAUGUUGAUUGUUGCGUCAACAUCAAUUCAAUAUUGUAAAUAUAUUUUCGUUGAACACUUUUAUCUUAAACAUUGAAGAAAACUUGAUUACCAUCAACCAAAGUCCACUUUACUCUUAUGUCGCAUUUCAUCUUCAGUCAAGACGGAUUGCCGGAUAAAAUCUGACCUAGUAACGAUAUUUUCCUUUAGAAACUUAUAUUGAUUUUUCAUCCGUUGAGUACGAAUUGAGUGUACAUGUAUUUUGACUGACGUAUCUCCAUGGUUUUUCUCUUAUAUCUAGGGUCUAGAAAACGGUGACUUGCUGGCGUUUUAUGUUGUAAGUUAUUGUCAGCUAUAAUUUAGACAUGUAUAAUAUAUAUACUGUACUUUUCGCAAUGGAACACGAGUGCACGACGAUUGAUGCGUUGAACCACCUUCCCCCAGUUGAAUGUCAUGUUUAUUUUGUGAAGGACAUGCCGAAGAAGAAACUUGAAUUGUCGACUGAGAUAGCUCAUUUUCCAGAGAACAAGACCAAAAAUAGAUAUCGUGAUAUUUUACCAUGUAAGUGAAACGUCAAAAUGUAGAAAAGCCUAAAGGAGUGCAUCUUAGUCUGCGUGUAAUCUGUAGGAAAUGUACUGCACGGUGAUGAUUAGAAGUAUACGUUUGGAAAUAAAUAUAAGAAACGCGUUGACUCCAAUCCAUUACAAUUAUCAUUGACCAUGUAAAAUUACAACGAACUAAAUAUAUGUUGCACUUUAUUUGUAACGUUCUUAUUUCCAUUCUAACAGAUGAUUUCAACAGAGUUGUAAUUAGUGGAGAGAAUGAUUAUAUCAAUGCAAGUCACGUUCAGGUAACAAGAAAGUUCAAAUAUAGUGUUAUCAAAUUUAUCGAAGAUAAAAGAGGGAGAAUACUGUAGGUUGCCCAUAGUCUCAACAUUGAUGGGUGUGGGCCGAUCAAGCACGGAUCGAGGGUAUAUGGUUGUUUUAUUCAAGCCAAACUACUUUUACCUGUUUUCAUUAAUGGAACCGUUGCUUUGAUGUGAUGCCAGUUGUACGAAAGAGCGGAUAGCGCUAUCCACCGGAUAGAGAGUUUUCUAACAUUGUCCAUUGAUUGGUAUAACCAAGAUUAAACUUUAGUAUUUAUAAACUAUAGUUUCUUUUUAUUAAUUGUGAAAUCCAUUUGUGUAGUUUUAUAUGGCUUUUCAAGAAGCAUUUUGAAAAAUCACUAUGCGCUAUUCGACUUUUGAAUUGUAGAGCCCCUCUGCUUGCUUGAUUCAUACUAUAAUUUAACAUUCUAUCAUGUAAUUAAAUGUUUAAUAAAACCAUUGUUUUGUUUUUAGACCGAUAUAGGUUAUUCUGGAAUGGUAAACGAGUACCUUGCAGCACAAGGCCCAUUGUCUGAUACAUGUGGUGAUUUUUGGCAAGUAAGUGACUUGUUCAUUAAUUGCAUGUCCUCAAACAUUUGAAGUGUUGAAAUAAAUGCGCUGAAGAUUUCGAAUUUGACUGAAUACUGUGAAAUCAUUUUCAACCGUGUUAUAAAUAUCGCGUUGUUAUUAUAUCAAGCCAGUUAGCCAGUCAGCAUAUUGACAUUGAUAGUGCAUAUAGUACUUUGAAUAGUUAUAAGGUGGAAGAUGCGGUUAACAAGAUUGCUUAACUACUAGCCUGCUCACAGCCCGAAAUUUCGUUCAAAGGAAACCGGAACUGCUGCUGUGCAUGGGGGCUGCUGAGCAGGCUACUGACUGCAUGAGAAUAUAAACCCUAGUUGCGUCAGUGCCAGUGUCCCAGCAGAUUUGGACCCCCCUCAAAAUGAACCAAAUCCGCCAGCGAAUAUGGACCUAUGGGAGUCUUUAUUUAACGCGCUACCCUGCCAACAUGUUGCAAUUUUAAGGACCUUUGGGGACCCCUUUUGAACUGAGGGCCCGAGGCAAAAUGCUCUGCCCCCUCUCGGCAGCUCUGCCUGCCACCGUUGGUCGAGGGUAAGGUACAUAGUUAUGAUGAGUGAUUACCCUGCUGUGUGCGACCAGACAUGCGUCGUAUGGUGGUCGCCAAAGGCACGUUGUAAGACUUCGACAGGAUCACGCUUGCCGCGGCAUCUCUUGUGAUUCAGCGCUUGAGCUGCAAUACACCUUUCCAGAAAGUACACCACCUUGGCAAUAUAUAGAGACUCGUUUUUGUGAUUACGACGUUCGAUUACGACAUGUCACACACACGAAAUCAAGGCUUUAUGGCCAAAGUGACGUAUACUUUACGAAGGGUGUAUACAGGAUUAGUUUCCCCUUUCCCCAACGUUACUUUACCUACUUUACCAUUUUGUGAGUUUAAACGUUUUGUUGAUAGAUGAUCUGGGAUCAGGAAGUGAGUCUUGUUGUGAUGUUAACUACGACCAUGGAAAACGGAAAGGUACGAUAUUUAUUGACUUAGUUUCGUCUAGUUGUCGAUAUCAAAUAAACCAUUGAAAAAACGAAAACGUGUCGAGAGAGUUGUUGAUCGGCAAACAGAGACGCUAAUUUGGUAUUGAGUGCAGAAUUUCCAACAAGGAUGCGUUGUAUAGUAUUUUAACCGCCAGAAUUGCCACAAGUUUCAUAAAUUUUCGCAACAGAGAUUUGUGUACUAUCUUUCUCUAGAGACACAGGCUCUUGUCUCGUACGUACAUUCUAAUCCUGGUCUUUUAAAGUGCUUCUAUAAAUUCGUGAAAUCCGAGUGGGAAAAAAAGUGGCUCGAAUCAGGCAAAUGUUCGCAUCUAGUGAAAUGUUUGUUUGGAGAUUGGAGCUUUUCGAUUGCCAGACGUUUAAUAGGUGUUGCCUGGACUUUCCAAAACAGGGUUGUAAAAGGAAUGGGUCUUGAAGAUGGAAAUUAUCGAGUGUAAAUUUUGUGUAUAAUAGGUCCCUAGCAGGAAUUGAACCUGCGAUUCCGGUGCAGCGCUCUAUCCAACUGAGUUGAAGAGUCUUGUAGAUAGCUUUGGUCUUUAUAAAUCUUCUGAAAGCCCAUUUGUUUUAAAUGUUUGGGAACACGAUUAGCUAUAGUGUCAUGUAUAGUCUAAUACCAUUAAAUACAAAGAAAUUUUAAACUACAUAUAUUCAAAACAUAAUUCUUACUAUACAAUGUAGUAAAUAUUUCCUAUUUAAUUUGUAAUCACUAUAUAGCAACUUUAUUUCAGUGCACUAUGUCUAAUGUAUACACUUUGUGGCGCGAUUCAAAUUCAGAAACUAUAUAUUGAAGCAGAUAUAUUGUGUUUGUUUUAGACUAAAUGUCAUCGUUACUGGCCUGAAUGUGGCGAGCACUUUGAAAUUGGUAACUUUGAGGUCUCUCCUAUAUCAUCACGUGAUUAUUCACCGGCAUAUAUUCACCGCGAACUGACAGUAACUGAUCUUGAGGUAAUUGUUUGUCUCUUCACAAUUCUCGAGUCUCUUUUGGUUACGAAUUGAGUUUCAACUCAAAAUUCUUCAUGUUGUUUUCAGAUGCUCUAUUCCUGUUUAUGAUUAUAUAUUUUUGGAAGUGGGUUUCAUCAGGAUUUUUUUAUCUACUAAAUACCAAGACGUUUCUUCACAACUGCAUGAGGGGAAGCCAAGGCUUUUAAAAAAAUUAAAUUUCUCUAGGUGUUUGGAUUUUGGGUAUCCUGAUAAAACACGCUUUCCAGUGUUUGAUAUUAUGUUUCUUCUGUCUUGGGUCUGUUAUCCAAACGCCGAUAUAGUGUUUAUUUCCUUCGUUUUUAGCUCGGAAUAAUUAAUGUUUUGGCCGGGAAUGUUAUAAUUUAAACGAAAGAAAACUCUGUUCAUUUUCAUAGGCUAGGUCCAGAUGAUAAUAACCCCCCGUUGUUUUUCUGUUAUAAAAUAAACAUGUAUUUUCAUACUAAAAAAAUGUUAAAAAUGAACUUCUGAAGUUAACCAACCGUUACUCUGCCUAGCCAUAAUUAUAUACAUUCAGAAAUUUUUCUACCAGAAACAAAUAUUCAUAUUCUUACCAGAGCUAUUCUUACCAGAAAUAGUCAUAUUCUUACCAGAGAUAUUCAUAUUCGUACUAAGAAUAUUUACAUUCUAGCUUACUAGAAAUCUUCAUUUUCAAACUGCAGAACAAAGGGAAAAAUUAAAAUACUGUACCAUAACCAUUUACCAUUAAUGCCAUUAAUGGUAAAUGGUUAAACAUGGUUUUUGAAAUUUAAGAAAUUUAUAAUGACCAAUUAUGGUAUGAGAAUUCAGUUUUUCCUUCAAUGGUAUAGUUAAGUUUUUCCAUAAAUGAUGUAGCCUUUCCAUUGGUUCCACAUGGCCACUAUUGGAAUUUUUUCCUGUGAUAGUUAAGAAUUCUUCUUCCACGCCCCGAGUUGGAUAUUAUUCUCGUCAGCAUAAAAAUUACACUGGUAUAGAACAUUUCAAGUAGAGCUAGAAGCCGUUCGUUCAUUCGUAUGUUUGAGGUUGAUCACGACCCAAUUUAAAGAGUUUGCUUUUUUCACUUUCAUCAUAGACGGACGAAGAGAGAACGAUUCAACAUCUGCAGUACACAGCAUGGCCCGAUCAUGGUAUGUUGUAGAAUAAGGCCCCGUUUACGUGAGACCGGGACGAAGUCAAACCGGAAUGAAAAUUGAAAUUGUCAACAUGUUUACAUGAGAUCGGUAUGAGGAUCACAAAAUCUUCAAUUUAUUCCCCUUGCCAGGCAAUUUUCUUUUUCAGGUGGCUUUUGUUAGCAUGUGUUGUUCCAAUGUCAAGGUUACAGCCGAGACCGGUCUGAAAUGUAUUUGUGUUUACAUUCAUCCCGGUCUGAAUUCAUGCCGGUCUGAAGUCAGUCGGUUUGGUCCAGAAGGCGGAAUGACUUGAGACCGGUCUGAGUUAUUUUCGUCCCGGUCUCAUGUAAACAUCUAUUAUAGAUAAUACUAUGACCGAAACGAGAUGGUCCCGGUUUGACUUCGUUCCGGUCUCAUGUAAACGGGGCCUAAGAUUUCAUACGAUUACGAUUAACAUUUCUAUAGUGCAAAUUUACAUGUGGAAUUGUGGAUAUGAUCAAAUGCGCUUUAUAUCAAGUAUUACGCUUACCUAAUUACUGAGCCUAGACUAUUUUAUCAUUACAACAAAUGUGAUAACUUUCUUUACUGUGUUUAUCCUAACCCACCCUGUCAACUUUCCCUGUGGAGGGAAGCCGGAACACCCGGAGAAAACCCACGACUUUCGGCAGAGCGUUGACUGACUGACUCUUUUCACAUGAGUCCGUAGCGAGAAUCGAAGCCACGACCUCAGAGGUGAAAGGCGCUUGCUCUAACGACUGCGCCACCGAAACCCUCAUACUGGUUACGAACAUGUACAUUGGCAAAUACAUAUUAAAAAUACCUUUGGGAGAACCUGUAAUAUGCACUGCUUUAUAUCAAUUGAGCCAGCCAGCCAGGCAAACAACCGCUGGCUAGUCCUACCCAGCACCCAGCCUGUGAGCACCUGCUUUGAAUGCUACCAGUCUGUCGGACCACCGAUCUGAAAACUAGGGCUAGCGCUGGAUAGCGCAUCUGCUAUUCAUAAAUAAACUCAAUGGCGGCCAUAUUGGUAUAACCACCAGAAAUUUACUUAUUGGUGUAAAAGGACACAUAUUGUUAGAUAGAAAUCGGUGAUCAGUGGGUUCUCCUUCCUCGUCAAUUUGCCUGUGAAUAAUUAAUGAGGUCACACAAUAUGGUCACCAUAAGUCACAAUUUACAGAAUUACUCGAGAGCAACAUUAUACAGGCAUAGCCUCGACUUCAUUGUUUGAUUUCUUUUGAAUGUUUUUCAAUCUUACGCAAUGUCUGAAGUUUCAGUCUGUCUGUUUUCAAAAGAACGAAGUCGAGGUUAUGAGUGACUCCAGUAAUUCUGCAAAUGGUCUAUGACUCUGGUACGUUCUUUUGUCAGUGAUUGAUAUUAUACAUAUCGUAUAAGGCAUACACUUUUUAUUUUCAAAAUAGGAGUACCAGAAGAUUCUCGGCGAUUUCUUACCUUUGUCAACGAAGUUCGCCGCUACCGUUCUGCAUCUUCCGCACCUGUUGUCAUUCACUGCAGGUAUGUAGCCUCGGUUAUCUAGAUUUAUAGUAACAUUAUGGUAUUUUUUAACAAAAUCGUCGAAGGAUAGGCUAUCCACAUUUCAAUCUUUGUAAAAAUACCUGAAAGGAUGUGCACGAAACCACCGAUAUGGACCCCACAGGCCCCAAUAAAUAUUAAUGCUGUAAUUGAUACUGAACUUCCGUCUGGGUUACCAAUCGACGGCCAGUUUCAGAAGGCUCAAAAACUCACUAUCCCACCUUCGUACAACUAGUCAUCUAUAUUGCGGCAUUGGUAUUGUUACAGAAAUGUUCGUCCAAUCGCCUGUCGUUCCGCCAUCGGAGGAAUUGAGGCUCCCUACCAUAUCAAAUUCAUGUUAUGUUGACCAUAGUGCAUAUUGAAACAUUGUAAAUGAUCUCAAAAGUGUCCUGGUCGUUUACUAAAUUUUUGUACUCUGGGUGCCCCAAAUUGUACAACUCCUCUGAGUGCAUCUGUAACAAUGUUUUUCUUUUCGUUAGUGCUGGUGUUGGGCGAACUGGUGUAUUCAUUACUGUGGAAACAGCGUGUUGUUUGAUCGAGGCUGGUGUAGCAGUUUACCCUGAACAGAUGUUGGAUACCCUACGUGAUCAGAGACCAUCAUUGAUUCAAACACCUGUAAGAUUUUAAGAUUAUAGGACAAUAUUAACAACCUCAAUUUACAUACUGUACAUUCUCAAUCUAAUUCGGAUACUAAUCCAGACUUUAAUCCUACCAAAGUUGCAAAAGAGCUGCGGGUGUGCAGGUACCACCCGUGCGAGAAAGGUUUACUGCAAUGGGAAGGUUUAAAGUGGGAUUUAUUGAGUAUUUUUGCGCUGGUAACUAUCGCAAUCAAGUGACUAGAACAUUGGAGUAAACAGUGAAAACUGAUCGAUAUUCUAUAAUAUGUACAGGGUCGUACAGGUAUUUAGCAUUCUUAAUUAACAAUUGAUAAACGAUGCUAAUAUAGCAGUACGUCAGUUGUCUCCGAUAGACAAGUAAACUCUGCCUUUCCAGUUUUCCGGUAUUUUCCAUGCCAUCAACCAGACUAGUUAACACUAAACAGCAGUCAUUACGAAUAUGACAAAUCAUACUCAGGAAAAACUUGAUUUUAAGAUGGAAUUAUUGAUAUAUUUUGUGAUCAAAUUUGCAAAAGCCAAAAUUCGCAUUAUUUUGAGGAAGGUUUUAAAAACUUGAUGUCCUGCCUGGAGGAAGGUUGAAGACUUUUUGCAGCUCUGAAUCACAACUGAUCCGAAUCCGUUAUCGUAAACCAAGUAUCCCUCAGUCCAAAAGUUAAUCCUUGUGACAUCUUUCCGGGAUGGUGGUAAUACAGAAAGUUAUACCCUGAUUAUUUGAAUAUUGUAUUCGCUUUAAACAAUCGUAGUUCAUGUCAACAUCAUUUCUUUUCCUCUUUAGGGACAAUUCAAAUUUACAUGCGAAACAAUUCUGGACAUUUAUCAGGGUAAGUUCCUCAAAAAUAUUUAAAAGGUCCCAAAGAUGAUUUCGCACAUUCAUCUGCACUGCAUGCAGAUAGUGACAAAAUUUAUGGACCGACAGGCAAAAAGUAAAAACCCAUCUCCUAUUCAAAAUUUGGAGAUUUCUUACAUCUGGUUUGAAUAAUUUAAAUUGCUGACAGCUGUACUCUCAACUGUCUUUAGAAGCCAGUUAACUUUCAUCCUGGCAUUGUUUGCAAUUACAUUAUUUCUGACAUGAUUUUCUUGUUACUUUGGUAGUGGUUUAUAUGAAUACAAUUGCUUGAUGUAAUUAUGUUUAUUCAUACUCACAAGGCCACACUUCUACGCAGCAUUUCUGCCUAUGACGAUUGUUUGUGGUAAUGACCCGCGUGUCGUUCCACGCAGUCAUAUUAUUUCUUUAACAUACGUGAUCGGCCAACGCUGAAUUCUUCUUGGUUAAAGUUUUGAGAGUGUGGUCACGUUAGCUAUAUGCCACAAAAGUUGGAGUAUCUCACCUUCUUCACCGAUGACGUCAUUUUUCGCGUAUAUAGGGAGCCUGAUAAAGGCGCAAGACUGUACUGUCGAAAGGAUGGGUCGUUAGUGCAAUUCGAUUCCAUUAAUUCGUUUAAUCACUAAAUUAACCCACAAGUGAGUUGCGAGCGACAUAUAUAGGCGUAUGGGGCUGAUGCUUUCCGGGAGGAGGGGUAGUUGAACGUUUGCCCGAAUUUUUAUGGAGGAUUGUAAUGAAAUGAUAAAUUAAUCUGCCCGAAUUUUCUUGAUUUUUCCUAGCAUUUGCCCGAAUUUCCAUGGUUUUUCUAAAAUGUUUUGUUUUCUAAAAUGUUCAGUUGCCCCCCUGUCUUGUACGCCUAUGGUGAGCGAAAACGUGUAUGAUAUUAACCUGGUUGCCGUCUGCUAACAAACUAAAUUUUUUCUUCCAUAUUAUAGAUCACUUCCUAAAAACGCAAUCAAUGAAUGGACGAUAAAUAUCGUGAAGUUGUGAAACAUACAUUCCCUAUCGUAUGUUACAACAAUACACUCGAUAAUCCUUGGUUACACUUCUCCGAAUUUGCAAUUAAAAAUGGAAGGUUCUUAAGAACCUAAUCUGCGUCAACGAAGAAGAGCAAAGAUUAUAUAAUUGCAAAGUUGACAUUACAUCUUGUGCAAAUUGAUUAAAGACAAAAUUGAACAAAUAUAUAUUUUACAAUAAAUUAUGAAUUAUAUAAAAAACUAAUUGUUAUUAUAAAACAUAGCAGAAAUUAAUUAUUAAAUAGUAUAGCAGACAACUGUAAAUUAGUCAUGUCGCACUAAAGCCAGGAUUGCCAUGACUCGGGGUUUUCCUUCCUCUGCAGUCUCCUCAGCUUUCCAGGUUACAAUCAAAGACAAUUUUUCCAACUUAAUUCAAGAGCAAUCCAUCCAACAGCAAAUUUUAGGUUGGGUGAACAUUGAUCAUUGGGACUGAGUCUUGAAGAGUCGCAAAUAAAAAAUUAUAGAACUUGUAUGUACAUGAAAAGAAUAGUAGGUAUAUAAUAGUAAAUUAAAGUACGUCAAACCUCAAUUAGGCUGCUUCCCACUGCAUAUGAAAAUAGUACGAACAACCAAGUACAAUUGGAUAUGGUUAUUCUCGUAUUUAAUUUCAACAAGAUUAAUUCAUACCCAUUGAAAUGAAUAUAACUGGAACGUUGAAGCCAAAUCUUGACCUCUGGGGGUCAAAACCUGCGUGUUUAUAUCGUGAAAAGACUUAGCCUGUGUCCCAGUCCACUUCACCGUAGUGAGUGAAGUCACUGAAGUGGACUGAGCAGCAUAUCACGUAGUGUUAGGGAUUAUCCUUAAUUGUCAAACUUGCUAAGAUUAAGGAUGUGCCUUAUAUUAAGUUGAACUCUAACCCUGAUUUAAUCUUAAUCUGGCCCUAAUGUAAUCCUAAUCUAAAAAUGACUACCUUUUUUUAAAUAUUCCCACCCCUGCGAGAUAGGAUAAUCACUAAUACUACGUGUGAGGAUAUGGGACUGACCUUCAAGUUUGGUUUCAAAUUUCCGGUUGAAGGUAGCGUUCCAGUUAUAUUCAUUUCAAUGUUCAUACAUAGUGGUAAAACCACUGGUAUAAGCACAGAGUGCUCGACUAUGUCCUAUUUAAUAUAUCAAUACAAAUAUCCAUAAUACAUAACCUCCAAUGGCAAUGCAAUUCCACCAAAGCGGUCAUGACAGUGCAGAGUGCAAGUGAAAAACUGACCACUUUGAAAUAACUGUAUGGCGAUUAUGUAUGGAUAUUUGUAUUGAUAUACAUUGUGAGACACUGGAAAUAUUACUGGAAUUAAACGUGCUCAAAUCACAACCAAGCUAACACAUAAAGAUAAGUACACCUACUGUAAUUGUAGCAGAGAUAAAUGAAUUUUAUUUAUCAAUUUAAGACAAUAUUCUAGCAAUGAUUUGACAGUCUAAUUCCAAAAUAAAUUUAUAUUUAACGACUACCUGUUCUAUAAAUAGCCGCAACGUGAUUCUGGCCAGCCUGUGCUUAACGGAG
Messenger RNA from Paramuricea clavata, 12826 nucleotides. NCBI's taxonomy places the organism in Eukaryota, Metazoa, Cnidaria, Anthozoa, Malacalcyonacea, Plexauridae. The record is from the annotation of a GenBank genome assembly.